GUACAGAGAUGGUAAACCCAAGGCAAACCGGUAACACACCGACAGAGUCGAUGAGACGUCAACGGCCGCUGGCAAACUCGGACUAAAGCGACUGGAAUAAAACACACAUUUUCGACUCGGCAGCAGAUAUUGAUCUAUUAACUUCAUAUCUGUGUGUAUGCCUUUAAAUUACAAUAGAUUGCCACUUUAGAAGACGCCGCGAAUGGUCCGAGGCUCCUGACAAACUCUGUUUCCGACGGCUGUUAAAAAUAUUUUCUUCGGGGUCUUUUGGCUUGUCAGCUGGUGGCAAUCGCGGAUCAACGACACACGGUAGGGGACACAGCGGGGAGUUCGUGCCUUUUGGUCGACUGACUCGGUACUGGCUGGGUGGACCUCCGACGGGAGCAGAACCUCGGAGCGGCCCGCUUCGACAGCCGCGGUUUACGGAGGACAUUCGGCGGCUUCAAACAAGCAACCCUUCAGUAUUUGAUCCCUCGAAGCCGGCUAGAAUCCGGACAGAGACCUCAUGAAUGGAAAUCGGAACUACAGGAGCCGUUGGGGCUGCGCCCCUGUUCUCCGUACCUCGGAGGCCAGGCUAUGGCACCAUGGGGAAGCCCAUCAAGCUACUGGCCAACUGCUUCCAGGUGGACAUCCCCAAAAUGGACGUCUACCUGUACGAAGUGGACAUCAAGCCCGAAAAGUGCCCUCGACGUGUUAACAGGGAGGUGGUGGAUUCCAUGGUGCAGCACUUUAAGGUGACAAUCUUUGGGGACAGAAGACCAGUCUAUGAUGGCAAGAAAAGCCUCUACACAGCCCAGCCGUUACCAGUGGCCACAGCGGGGGUGGACCUGGAUGUGACCUUGCCAGGUGAAGGUGGGAAGGACAGGCUGUUUAAGGUCACCAUUAAGUUUGUGUCACUGGUCAGCUGGCACUUGCUGCAUGAGGUCCUCACCGGGAGGAGCACACCUGAUCCUCUGAACCUGGAUAAGCCAAUCAGCACCAAUCCCGUACAUGCUGUAGAUGUUGUUAUGCGCCAUCUGCCCUCUAUGAGGUACACCCCAGUGGGACGAUCUUUUUUCUCCUCCCCCGAGGGCUAUGAUCACCCACUGGGUGGGGGGAGGGAGGUGUGGUUUGGCUUCCACCAAUCAGUGCGUCCAGCUAUGUGGAAAAUGAUGUUGAACAUUGAUGUGUCUGCCACCGCAUUCUACAAAGCUCAACCUGUGAUUCAGUUUAUGUGUGAGGUUCUGGAUAUCCACAACAUCGACGAGCAGCCUCGACCUCUUACUGAUUCCCAUAGAGUCAAAUUCACCAAAGAGAUCAAAGGUCUAAAGGUGGAGGUCACCCACUGUGGCACCAUGCGGAGGAAGUACAGGGUGUGUAAUGUCACUCGUCGUCCGGCCAGCCACCAGACGUUUCCAUUACAGUUAGAAAAUGGACAGACCGUGGAGAGAACUGUGGCACAAUACUUCAGGGAAAAGUACAACUUACAACUCAAGUACCCCCAUCUCCCCUGCCUGCAAGUAGGACAGGAGCAGAAGCACACAUACCUGCCUUUAGAGGUGUGCAACAUUGUGGCAGGCCAGCGCUGCAUUAAAAAAUUAACAGACAACCAAACCUCCACCAUGAUCAAAGCCACGGCCCGCUCUGCACCGGACAGACAAGAGGAGAUCAGUAGACUGGUGCGCAGUGCCAACUACAACUCGGACCCCUUCGUGCAGGAGUUUCAGUUCCGUGUGCGGGACGAGAUGGCGGAGGUGACGGGUCGUGUCCUGCCCGCCCCUAUGCUGCAGUACGGCGGCAGGGUGAGCUCUGAACACUUUAUGAAUCGCACAGUGGCCACCCCAAGUCAUGGAGUGUGGGAUAUGAGAGGCAAGCAGUUUCAUACUGGUGUGGAGAUCAAGAUGUGGGCCAUUGCUUGCUUUGCCACUCAGAGACAAUGCAGAGAGGAAGUUCUCAAGGGCUUUACAGACCAGCUGCGGAAGAUCUCUAAGGAUGCAGGGAUGCCCAUACAGGGCCAACCAUGUUUCUGCAAAUACGCUCAGGGAGCAGAUAACGUGGAGCCCAUGUUCCGCCACCUGAAAAACACCUACGCUGGCCUCCAACUCAUCAUUGUCAUUUUGCCCGGGAAGACUCCUGUCUACGCUGAAGUGAAACGUGUUGGAGACACUCUUCUGGGAAUGGCCACUCAGUGCGUUCAGGUGAAGAACGUGGUGAAAACAUCCCCUCAGACCCUCUCUAACCUCUGUCUCAAGAUUAAUGUCAAACUGGGCGGCAUCAACAACAUAUUGGUACCCCAUCAGCGGCCAUCUGUAUUCCAGCAACCUGUCAUUUUCCUGGGAGCUGAUGUCACUCAUCCGCCCGCAGGAGACGGCAAGAAACCCUCCAUUGCAGCUGUGGUGGGCAGCAUGGACGCUCACCCCAGCAGGUACUGCGCCACCGUCCGUGUUCAGAGGCCCAGACAGGAGGUGAUUCAGGAUCUGGCGUCCAUGGUGCGAGAGCUGCUCAUCCAGUUCUACAAAUCCACCCACUACAAACCCACCAGAAUCAUCUUCUACAGAGACGGUGUGUCUGAGGGACAGUUCAGACAGGUGCUGUACUAUGAGUUGUUGGCCAUACGCGAAGCUUGUAUCAGCCUCGAGAAGGAAUAUCAACCAGGAAUUACCUACAUUGUUGUGCAGAAACGCCACCACACUCGUCUCUUCUGCGCUGACCGUACUGAGAGGGUGGGCCGUAGUGGUAACAUACCAGCAGGCACCACAGUGGACACUGAUAUCACCCAUCCUUACGAAUUUGACUUUUAUCUGUGCAGCCAUGCUGGAAUACAGGGUACAAGUCGACCUUCACACUACCAUGUGCUAUGGGACGACAACUGCUUUACAGCCGAUGAAUUCCAGCUCUUGACCUACCAGCUGUGCCACACAUAUGUGCGCUGUACCCGCUCCGUUUCCAUCCCUGCUCCUGCCUACUAUGCCCACCUAGUGGCCUUUAGAGCCCGCUACCAUUUAGUGGACAAAGAGCACGACAGUGCGGAAGGCAGCCACGUGUCGGGCCAGAGUAAUGGCCGAGAUCCCCAGGCCCUGGCCAAAGCUGUGCAGAUCCAUCACGACACUCUGAGGACCAUGUACUUUGCUUAGCCCCGCCUCCACAGACCUGUCAGUCGCUGGUCAUUGUGCACUUAGCGGAGGAGGGCUUCUCCCAAUCACAGGCUGCUAAAGAGAACCAAAUGUAGACGUUACAGGAGGAACUAGCACUGUUAUGCAAUAGAAAAACAGCCAAUCUUUCCAUUCUGCUUCGCUUAACUAAUUGUUUUUAAUGUGUAGGUUGCAGCUAUACCAUUAUUUAUUAGAUUCGUAGAUCUGUUUAACUAUUAAUUUAGGUCACAAAACCAAGUUUAAGAAGGUUUGCUUGAUGAACUUGUACUAGAUCAGUAAAUGAGGCAGUGUUAUUUCUUUAGGAGCAGAUGGAUUUCUCGUUUUUAGUUGUGUUUCAAAACUGAUCAAAGACACAUUAAGUUAAACAUCAGUGUCUUCUGAUUUAGUUGAAAAUGACAGGCAGGCAUGUUUGAACUAAUCUUUGGAACCACCUUGGAUUUAGGAUUAGUAUUUUAUUAUUAUUAUUGUUAUUAUUAUUAUUAUUAUUAUUAUUAUUAUUAUUUUUUUAAGGUUUGAUGAAGUCGGUCGCUGGAGGAAUGCCACUAGAGGGCAGUGCAAAGUCGGCUAUGACAUCUUACUGUAGGUCCUUCACUGUUCCUCUAGACAUUUCCUUCACUAAUCUGAAAGCAUUCUUGAUAUUUUACUAGUAAAUCAUGCUUUUUCAGCAAAAUCUGAGCAUUUUCAAAAAGGACAAUUGAAAUGUCAUUCCAUUUCAUUCCAACCAGUCAGAAAUCCAUAUUUGUUCUUUUCACAUCUCAUUUUUUCAUGUCUUAUCUGCUUUUUGAACAUCGGAGGCGCCGCUUUUCUACUAGUUUCACAGUCUUUCAAAUGAUUCUGUAUACCUCUGUGAUACAUUAACUUUCUAGUUCAUGCGCUGUCUGGAAAAUACUGCGCCUGCCAUUGAACUAUUGGUUCUUUGCGGUUCCCGGCAGCUUUCUCUUCGGCUCGCUCAUUAAGCAGAGGUGACAGAUUAGCUAAGGGCUGCAGAAUCACCAAAAGAUGAACUUUGAAACUCAAGGGUUGGCGAAAAGUUUCCACGUAGUCAGUUGUUUAUGUGUGUGUGUUGAAUGCUUUGUGCCUCAUUCGUUUUGAGUGUGCUUACAACGCAAGCGUUCAAAUCAGUCAGAGCGUGACCAUAACACAUUUAAUGUGUGUGCACGUAUUAUUCCACCAGAGGCCUACGUCAUCCAUUAAUAUUAACUUUACAGCUGUUAGACAUUUCAUUCUGACUUAUGAUCUCUGAGCUUAUUUAUAACGUUGCUUUUAACUUGUAUUUGUCAAUAGCGCAUCUGUAAAUUAACUUAUCAGUUUCUUAAUUUCGCGUUUUAGCCCUGUGAACUCUGACAAACACUGUCCCAUAAGCCUUUUAGUGCAAUAAGCCAAUUAUUGACUGCUCUGUCGUAGACUUUCAUUAUACAAUGCAAACCGUACCUUAUGAGUGAAUGCUUUAAUUUAAAAACAAAACAAAAACAUUGUUGUAUGUGGCAUUGUGUAAAAGAACUUGAAUCGAAAUGAAAGAUGUGUUUUAAGGCCAGAAUGCUGGGUUGCGUUUACAGAGGAGAUGGAUGGCUCUCAUGUUUUAUGGGAAAGAAUCAGUUUGCUGUCAAGAGACCUUUCAUGUAAAAUGUCAAAUGAGACAAAGUGCCUGUUUUGUAGGAAAUAUCCCUAAAACGCAAUUCUAUUGGGGUAUUUUUAAAUAGAUAUUUAAAGUAAGUGGCGUGUACAUAGGUUGGACGGAUAUUUAGCUAUUGAAACGGUUGCUAUUAAGGUUUUUUGUUGUUAAGGGCAAUUUGAACAGUUGAUACCUAUAUAAAAACAGACUGGCUCGUUUUCUUUUGAAUUUAGUUAAAUCUUUUGAACUCAUUCAAAAGCUAUCUUUCAACUUUUUUUGAAACAUUUGGACGUUCUCCUUUGAGCUUUUAAAUGGCCUUUAGAUCUUACGGACUUUAUUUUAAACCAAGUUUAAAUUUUUAAACAUUCUUUUGAACUUUUUUUUUGGCCUCUUCAAACCCCUGCACGUUCACAGCCCCUGUAUAUUCAGCUGCAUUCCAUACAGACCAAACCAAUGUGCCUCGGAAAACAGGGGUAGCAGGGAGUAUUGAGUAAAGGCAAUUGGAUUGUAGUAGGGUAGGUGGAGGGUUAUAUUUGUUAACUCGAUGGCCUCUGGCAUACUUUCACAUCACCCUUAAUGUGAAUGGCACUGUGGUCUUUCUGCCCUAUAGCCACAAAGAUGUGUUGACCAGUGUAGCUGCUAUUUUACGUAAAUUACAUCUGCUUUUAUAUGUGGAGAGAGAACUGACAAAUGACUGACAAAUAUAUUGCUGCACUUGAAAGGCUGCACGGUCUCAGAUUUGGUGCUAAGAGGUGUGGUGCUGUAAUUCGGGGAUGUUAACUACGCUAAUGUAUCUGCUUCGCAUUUACGCAUUUACUCCGAAAAUGUUUGCGUUUUACAUACACGGUGAAAAAUUGUAGAUCUUUAGAGAUGCGUUUGGAUUUUUUUUCAUUGUUAUUUUUUUCCAGAGUGUGACGUUCGGUUAGCUCGCUAAUUUUUCGAGAGUUUUUAGCGAAUUACCAAACCCACAGUUGUGACGUUAUAUCCAAACAGUUUAAAUUAAAAUGUCACACUUAGCGAGUUAACUGGAGUUUAGCUCUGUAAAAAAAAAAAAAAAAAAAAAAAAAAAACAAUCGAAUGGCUUCGGUGCUCUUUUUGGUUUGUUUCGAUGUUGAGAACUGUUACUUCUCUGCCGCUACCAGCAUUUGAACUUACUUGAAUAAGGGGAGUGAUCAGUAGACCCUUCACCCGUAUGCAUGCUUGGCUUUUAGAUGACCGUUUAUACAGCCUUCUGAAGUUGCCACGGAUUAAAUCGCUAAAAAAAGUCUUGUAGGUGGGGCUAUUGAAUUGGUGGGAGUGGCUUAAAUAUAACCUCCCACUGAAACUGUGACGUGAAACUCCCCACCCCUUGGCUUAAAGCUGGAUUGCGGAUACCUUAAAGCAUUUUAAAUUCAGAGAAGUAUAUUUGUAUAUUUUUAAAUAACGGAACUACAUAAUGCACAUCAAUUAUUUUUGCUAACAAAGUCUAUAAAAGAUAAGCAGAAGAUGGUAAUAGCGAUCUUAGUCAUGAUAGCGACUAAUAUAAAUUGGGCUAAUAUGCAAUAGACUAUUGACUAGUAGAUUCGUUUCAUCUUGUUUUUCGAAAGGAAGUCGUUUGUGAGUGUCUCUGCGUUGUCCUACGGUAUUUAUGAGCAAAACGAUGUAGUUCACAAAGGGAUGAACCUUCAGUCCUCUCGCUUUAUUAUACUUUUAUCGACUUAAACAUGAAGGUACCACCUCAAACUUUUCCUUGUGGUUAAUUAAAUACAGAACGAUUCACACCCAAGCACAUUUUAAAAAAAUGCCUGUAGGCGCCAAGCCCUCUUGAACUCGAUAUAUUAAUAACCUUUUUUCCUCAAGCGUGGAGUAUUUGCCGCUUGAGCAUAUUUUUCUGACCGUUGAGGCGAAGAUUCAUCCUUUGGGCAGGCGAUUAGUGGAAUGUGCCUUUUCUGAUGGUGCUGUUCUCAGACAGGUAAUAUACAACAUUUUUAAGGGCCCAACAAGGCUAUAUUGAAGUUAUAUUAAUAUGAUAUACUGUAUAAUGUGUGUUUAAGAGUGUUAAAACUGUAUGUGUGGGUGUGAUUGUGCCUCUUUAUUCGCCAAGAACACAUUAAAUCGCAGAGCUUGCCAGUUUCAGGGUCUCUGGACCAAACUUUCUACAAGGAUUAUAGCUACUUUUUGUAAGGUUGUGGCACUGCAAAACAGAUCAAGCACUGACCCUGUCAGGCUAUACAAAAUAAGCCUGGAAAUUCAUCCCUUUUAUUGUUUUUUUUGUCUUCAAACCAUUUCUAACAAAUCUUUGUUUUCUAUACGUAGUGAAAUAGCAAUAACGGAAUUGGUAGUGUCACUAAUAUUGGGCUUAAAUUCCAGUUUUAGACACUUUUUCAUAUGAACUUCACGGAUCCAACUGUUACAUUUAUAAACGUAAUGAUCUGGUGAUUUAUAAAACGAGGAUAUCUGUAUCUGUGAUUAAAUACAGCACAAUAUGUAUCAGAUUUAUCAUACUAUGCAAGCUUCUUCUCAUCUUGAAGGAGCUUCAUAGGAUUCUUUAAAGUCAGCACUCUUUCCAUUGUGAUGCAACAUGAUGUUCAGCGCUCUGAUUUAACGGUUUAGUUUAAGUGUGAUGAAAUAAUAUUAAUGAUAACACAACUGUCCGGUUUUAAAAAUAUAUAUUUGUCUCUUGUUUUGUCUCAGCCCUUCUAAUUGUGGUCUUUCAUUGGGUCUUUUUAUUUGGUUGUUCUAUUUAAUUGUCAAUAUUUGAAUUAAAACUGUAUGUAUGCAAACUUUGAUGGAUAUGUCUUUUGAACUGUUUGUCCCGGACAAAAAUGAUACAUAUGAAUAAAUACUGAAUGUACAUGCA
Molecule: messenger RNA, 7582 nt
Organism: Puntigrus tetrazona (Sumatra barb)
Lineage: Eukaryota; Metazoa; Chordata; Actinopteri; Cypriniformes; Cyprinidae
Gene: ago3b
Product: argonaute RISC catalytic component 3b
Exons: 19
Coding region: 510-3113 (867 amino acids)
Biological process (GO): regulation of stem cell proliferation; regulatory ncRNA-mediated gene silencing
Molecular function (GO): RNA binding; protein binding
Source: RefSeq, a predicted model, not a curated record